AUGUCUUUCCGAGCUCCAAAGCGCAAGCACGUUAAAACUGAACGUUACAUUCGUGAUUCAGAUUCAGAAGAAGAGUCCCAAGACGCUUCAGUGGAAUCCAAAAACCAUGCCGGUUCUAAUAUUUCUGUUGAGGAUGCUGUGGACUAUAUUAAAACUUGGCAAAACCUUCGCAAAAGACGAGCUGGUGUUAGCGCUGAGUCUCUUUUCGUUGGAAAGAAGAUUGAACCUGAAUUACUCAUUGAAGAUGAUCCUUAUAAAUUAAAAACUGGUGGUCUUGUAGAAAUGAGAGGCACAUUCCGUAAGCCGAUGAAAGAUGAACUUGAAGAUGAAGUUCGUCUGUCGAAGACAUUUACCGCUGAAACUAACAAACGCGAUGAGGAUGCAGAUAUAACUGCCAUCGACAGUAUCUUGAACGAGAUUCCUGAGGCUCUAAGGCCAAAAAUGGGCCAACAAUCUGAAGACAUGUUAUCCAAUCAGAUGCUCUGUGGUAUUCCUGAAGUUGAUUUGGGUGUUGAAGCCAAAAUGCGUAAUAUUGAAGCUACCGAAGAGGCUAAGCAACGCCUUCUUCAAGAACGUCUCCGUCAGCGGCAGAAACAAGCAGCAGAGGACGCCGACUUAACGCCUUAUAACAUGUCUGUGAAUUUUGUCCAACACAAUCGAUGGAAUAACUACGUAGAUCAAACGUUGCAUAAGGAGCUCUCUGUUCAAGAUGGUGACGCUACGGAUAAAUCAGGUGUUCCUGAAUUGUCAGGCAUUCUUGAUCCACCUGCGAUAGAAGCUGAAAAGCGACGUUUGCAAGCAGAGAAGUCAUCGGAUGCGAAAGUUUUGCAACGAUACAAGAACUACUUGAAUAACAAGAGAGGGCGGUAG
Rodentolepis nana is the source of this 870-nucleotide messenger RNA. The record is from the annotation of a GenBank genome assembly. Lineage: Eukaryota; Metazoa; Platyhelminthes; Cestoda; Cyclophyllidea; Hymenolepididae.